Messenger RNA from Lacerta agilis (Sand lizard), 862 nucleotides. RefSeq names its product THO complex 7 (gene THOC7). Lineage: Eukaryota; Metazoa; Chordata; Lepidosauria; Squamata; Lacertidae. Gene Ontology annotation, cellular component: THO complex part of transcription export complex. Gene Ontology annotation, biological process: mRNA export from nucleus; mRNA processing. The record is from RefSeq and is a predicted model, not a curated record.
GAAAGGUCUCCCGCCUCGCUGCUCCUCAGGCCCCGGCCGCCCCCGCCAACGACGACGACGACGACGACGCCACCUCCUCCCACUCCAUGGCCGCCGCUUACCCGGCUGCCGUCGCUGCUGCUGCUGCUGCUGCCGCUGCCGCCGCCGCUGCAUUGUGGGAAGCGGCCGCCUGAGUCGGACCCACCUCGCUCGCUCGCUCGCUCGCCGCCGCCUGCAUCAGCCGCCCGCCGCCAUGGGCGCCGUCACCGAUGAUGAAGUUAUUCGCAAACGACUAUUGAUUGACGGAGAUGGUGCUGGUGACGACAGACGAAUUAAUUUGUUGGAGAGUUUCAUCAAGUGGUGCAACUCCGGAUCUCAUGAAGAAGGCUACACCCAGUACCAACGCAUGCUGAGCACUCUGUCACAGUGUGAAUUUUCAAUGGGAAAAACCUUGCUUGUAUAUGAUAUGAACCUCAGAGAAAUGGAGAACUAUGAAAAAAUCUACAAAGAUAUAGAAAAUAACAUAGCUGCAGCACAUGAGAAAAUUGCAGAGUGCAAAAAGCAGAUUCUUCAGGCAAAAAGAAUACGAAAAAAUCGCCAAGAAUAUGAUGCUUUGGCUAAAGUAAUACAGCAUCAUCCGGAUAGGCAUGAAACACUCAAGCAGUUAGAAGCUCUGGGAAAAGAACUUCAGCAUCUCUCCCAUAUCAAAGAAAAUGUAGAAGACAAACUGGAGUUGAGACGAAAGCAGUUCCAUGUACUUCUGAGCACCAUCCAUGAACUUCAGCAAACACUGGAAAAUGAUGAGAAGCUUUCAGAAGCAGAAGAUGCCUCCGAUACACCAAUGGUAUCUGCAGAUAAACAAUAGACAGACCCUGGAUAUAAC